Molecule: messenger RNA, 217 nt
Organism: Racocetra fulgida
Lineage: Eukaryota; Fungi; Glomeromycota; Glomeromycetes; Diversisporales; Gigasporaceae
Source: the annotation of a GenBank genome assembly
CUUAUUGCCACAAGAACAUAAUGAGUCAGAAGAUGUUGAAUCUAAAAUCUUAUAUAAUGACAUGGCAAACAAAUUGCGAGAUUUAGGAAACGAAUGGUACGACAUUCAGUUGGAAAAACAAAAAUCAGUUAUUAAAGAAAUUUUAGAUGAAAUGGAUGGAGUGCAACUAACGGCAAAUGAGGAUCGAUUUGAAACUUGCCAACAAGCGAUGAAUAAA